AUGAAGACUUACGACCAGCACCAGGCUUAUUUUGAAAAGUCAGAUAACCAGAAACGGGUUUCAGCGGCGCACGUUCCAUUAAGAAGCUGCCCUAAGCACUGUUGGUGUUGCGGAGAACAAGGGAUAACAUCUACUCCUGUUCAAAUCUAUCUAUCUAUCUAUCUAUCUAUCUAUCUAUCUAUCUAUCUAUCUAUCUCAUCUCAUGCUCGGGCAACAUUUUUCGAGCAAGACCAAACGGGCCGCAUUUUGCCCAUAACUGAUCUAUCUAUCUAUCUAUCUAUCUAUCUAUCUAUCUAUUUCGGCCGAUGUGCCCACCAGCCUUCCUUAGCUAUGGUAGCCCUCCUUCUUUACCUCUUCCGUUCCUCAUUUCUCACUCUUUGCCUCCCCUUCUUUCUUUCCUCCCACUUCUCUUCUACUUCCUCUAAACAAGCACACUUCAUUAAACACAAAAACAUGCGCAUCGUUGUUAAAAUCUAUCUAUCUAUCUAUCUAUCUAUCUAUCUAUCUAUCUAUCUAUCUAUCUGGCUUACAGCCACACCAUGGGCCUAUAUAUUUGGGUUUAUUACCAUAGUCCUUCUUUCCUCGUUUUAA
This is a messenger RNA of Acanthosepion pharaonis, 591 nucleotides long. The record is from the annotation of a GenBank genome assembly. Lineage: Eukaryota; Metazoa; Mollusca; Cephalopoda; Sepiida; Sepiidae.